Molecule: messenger RNA, 595 nt
Organism: Nelumbo nucifera (sacred lotus)
Lineage: Eukaryota; Viridiplantae; Streptophyta; Magnoliopsida; Proteales; Nelumbonaceae
Source: RefSeq, a predicted model, not a curated record
AGUUCUUAUAAUCUUCUUAUUGCCAAACAGGAGAGCCUUGGCACUGACUACAGGCAUCAUAGUUGCUGGUGGAACAGCUGUGUACCUGCAACUACGACUGCAGAGAAGAUUUACAAGUCCUGAUUCUUUAGAUGUUUAUGUUGGACCUGUUAAUUUUAAAGAGAAAACAAAUAAAGCAGAUGGCAAUGAUGGUAUUGUAAAGAAAACUAGGCAAAAGAAAGGAGGAUUGAAAUCACUUCAAGUUCUGGCUGCAAUCCUUCUCUCUCACAUGGGUCAAAUUGGUGCAAGGGACCUUUUAGCUUUAGUGGCUAUAGUGGCACUGCGGACUGCACUGAGUAAUAGGCUAGCAAAAGUUCAAGGCUUCUUAUUUCGUGCUGCUUUUCUAAGACGUGUCCCAUCCUUUCUACGUCUGAUAAUUGAAAAUCUUUUCCUAUGUCUCCUUCAGUCGACCCUGUUUUCCACCUCAAAGUAUAUUACAGGGACAUUAAGUUUGCGGUUCAGGAAAAUAUUGACUGAGCUUAUCCAUUCCCAUUAUUUUGAGGUACUUGUGUCUGUCACCACGGUAUCUUGGUUUCUUUAAAUCUUUAAUAUUUAG